AAACUAACAUUUUCUCUUUGCUUUUCUACGCUAAUUUCGUCCCACCAUGGAACGGCACCUGUCUGGCCUGUCGCGCGUAACAUAAAACCUCCCGUUCAGGUUUGGUUUUCGAACCGGCGGGCCAAGUGGCGCCGGGAGGAGAAGCUCCGCUCGCAAAAGCGGCUAAUUAACCACGUGGGCGGUGUGGGCGGCGGCGGCGGCAGCGGUGGUGGCGGCGGCCUCGGCAACGGGGGGCUGGUGGGCAGUGGCAGCCUCGGCGGCGGUGGUGGCGGCGGCGGCGGCCAGUCGGGCGGCGGUACGGGCCCGGCUGGCGCGGGCGGCGGCGUGAUCGGGAGCAUCGGCACGGCGGCCAUCUGUUCGCCGUCGGCGACGGCCGCCAAGCUGUACCAGUCCGAGUACGACAACCCGUACGGGGCGGCGGCGGCUGCGGCCGCCGUCGCGUCUGGCCAGCCCACCACCGCCGACUGCUACAGCAGCGCGAUCGGCAACUCGGCCGCCGCCGUCGGCCUAAUGUCGGCGCAGCCGCCCCGCGACAACUACCAGUACUUGCUGUCGGAUUCGCUGCAUUCGCUCAGCAUGCCUUACUCGUUCCACCACCGGCUGCCGUGCAGUUCGCCCUCGACCGUGCAGCCGAUGGACCUGAACACGCACUCGGCUGCGUCGGCGGCUGCGGCGGCUGCGGCGGCCGCGUCCGCCGCCGCCUACAGCCAGUCGAUCAACAUGACGGACCUGUCGCAGAUGACGCCGCCGAGCGCGGCGGCGGCUGCGGCGGCCGUCGCUGCCGCCGGGCUGCCCCCGGUUCCGUCCCGCCACCUGCCGAUAAUUACCAGCGCGAUAGCGGGCGGCGGCAACGGUGGUGGUGGUGGUGGCGGCGGCGGCGGCUCAGCAAACGGUUCGGCCGGGUCGGGCGGCGAGCUCGGCGAACCGGGCAGUGGUGUGGUGACGGCCGCCAGCGGUGCCAGUGGGGGCGGCGGAACCAGUGGCGGAAGCAGUGGCACGGGGAACCCUUCCGCACAGCAGCAGCAGCAGCAGCCGCCCCAGCAGAGCGGCGGCCAUUACAUUACGCGGCUAGAAUAA
Molecule: messenger RNA, 1077 nt
Organism: Anopheles gambiae (African malaria mosquito)
Lineage: Eukaryota; Metazoa; Arthropoda; Insecta; Diptera; Culicidae
Product: loricrin-like
Exons: 1
Molecular function (GO): DNA binding
Source: RefSeq, a predicted model, not a curated record